Messenger RNA from Adineta steineri, 618 nucleotides. The record is from the annotation of a GenBank genome assembly. Lineage: Eukaryota; Metazoa; Rotifera; Eurotatoria; Adinetida; Adinetidae.
AUGCCAUCAUACAAACUUACUUAUUUCAAUGGACGUGGUCUCGGUGAAGUAUCACGACUAAUAUUUGCUGCUGCUGGUCAAAAAUUUGAAGAUGUUCGUUAUGAACGAGAUCAAUUUCCAGCACACAAAGCUGAAAUGCCAUUAGGUCAAAUGCCUGUCCUUGAAGUUGAUGGUGUUAAAUUACCACAAUCAUCAGCAAUUGCAAGAUAUCUUGCUAAAGAAUUUCAUUUAGCUGGUAAAGACAAUUUUGAUCAAGCAAAAGUCGAUGCUGUUGUUGAUACAGUUGGAGACUCAUUCAAGGGAUUUAUACCAACUAUUUUUGAACAAGAUCCAGUUAAAAAAGAAGAAAUCAAAAAAAAAUUCUUCACUGACGACUUACCAAAACAUUUACAAAAUCUUGAGACACUUGGUAAACUAUAUGGUAAUGGUGGUCAUUUCUUUGUUGGUAAUCAAUUAACAUGGGCAGAUUUAUACUUCUACAAUUUUGCACAAACAUAUAUUGAAGCCGAAGCUGAUUGUUUGAAUAAUUUUCCUUGGUUAAAACAGAAUCGUGCGGAAGUUGAAAAACAACCUAAAAUCGCAGAAUAUCUUAAGCAACGACCCAAGACACAGUUUUAA